AUGGGCGACGACGACGCCGCCCGUGUCCCGAUGGGAGUUGUGAAGGCGAUGCUGAAGACCCACACGGGCAUCGGUGCAAAUUCCACCAACGACCAGUACGCGAAAGAGUUGUAUCUCGCGAUCCAAGCGCUUGAAUCGAACUACGUCAAGCCGUUCUUGUCCGCUGUGUACAACCAAGCGUCGGAAACGACGGACGGCGUUCUCGAACGCGUUAUCACGGACAACAUCGCCGAUGUCGAGCGGUAUCAUACCUUGACGAACCAGCUCAAGACUCUCGAGGCGGCCAAGAGCAUCAUCCACGCUUACUGA
Molecule: messenger RNA, 309 nt
Organism: Aphanomyces invadans
Lineage: Eukaryota; Oomycota; Saprolegniomycetes; Saprolegniales; Verrucalvaceae
Exons: 2
Coding region: 1-309 (102 amino acids)
Source: RefSeq, a predicted model, not a curated record